UCCACGUUGUUCUGUGUGUUUGCUAACGGGAAAGCUGAUAAAACGUUUAACAUGUUCAAACUGAUUCUCGUGAUGGCUGUCGCAGUGGUAGCGACCACAUGCGCACCGACGCCGGAACCGAGACCGACGCCGAUACCGGCACCAGCACCGGGCCCGCUGCCGCCGCCGCUGCUGCCCGUUUAUCCGUUGGUCUACCCGUCGCCCUACGCAAAGGUGUAUCCGUAUCACCCGUAUCACCCGUAUCCUCUGGCGUAUUACAACAGCUAUAAAUACCUCUACCCGGGUUCGCUUUACGGCUACUGACGAUCCGGACUUCAUCAGGGGAAAUCGCCGACACCGGCGGGAUCCCGCCGUAUAUAACGCGGCUCGCCGCAACGCGCCAAAUGAUUCUGUAUAUCGCGGACCGUCUCCCAAAUAAAGUAUGCUCUUGUCGCAGA
Linepithema humile (Argentine ant) is the source of this 437-nucleotide messenger RNA. RefSeq lists its product as uncharacterized. NCBI's taxonomy places the organism in Eukaryota, Metazoa, Arthropoda, Insecta, Hymenoptera, Formicidae. The record is from RefSeq and is a predicted model, not a curated record.